Capsella rubella is the source of this 3058-nucleotide messenger RNA. RefSeq names its product receptor-like protein kinase HERK 1. Bases 225 to 2714 code for a protein of 829 amino acids. The transcript has 3 exons. Gene Ontology annotation, cellular component: plasma membrane; plasmodesma. Gene Ontology annotation, molecular function: transmembrane receptor protein tyrosine kinase activity; ATP binding. The record is from RefSeq and is a predicted model, not a curated record. Gene Ontology annotation, biological process: protein autophosphorylation. Lineage: Eukaryota; Viridiplantae; Streptophyta; Magnoliopsida; Brassicales; Brassicaceae.
UUAUUUCUCAUCAUCUUCUCUCUUUCUUUCUCCUUCUCUCUGUUCUCAUAGAACCAAAACUAUAGUCUUGAAGUUCAUAUUUUUGCAGAGUACACAAAGAAUCAAACCACUCUGUAACCAGUCUGUUUCUUGAUCUAUUCAUUAUACCUUGAUCAGUCCUUUCAUGGGAACGUUACUUCUACUAGAUUUCUUGUCUUAAAGGUUUUUUUCUAUAUUGGGUCAAGAUGGGUAUUGAAAAGUUUGAAACUUUCAUCUUGAUUUCAACGAUUUCGAUCUUGAUUUGCAUCUGCCAUGGAUUCAAUCCUCAAGAUAAUUACUUAAUCAACUGUGGCUCACCAAGCAAUGGAUCCUUAAUGACUCGAGUCUUCAUGUCUGAUAAGCUCUCUUCGAACUUGCUUACAUCUCCCAAAGAGAUCCUCGCUGGGGAAGGCUCAGACAUUUACCAGACGGCAAGAGUCUUCACCGGAGUCUCUAGCUACAAAUUCUCUGUUUCUCCUGGUCGUCAUUGGGUUCGUCUUCAUUUCAAUCCUUUUGAUUACCAAGAAUUCAAAAUGGGUUCAGCUAAAUUCGCAGUUUCGUCUCAAAGUCAUGCGCUUUUGAGUGAUUUUAGUGUUAAGAGUAGUAAACUUGUAAAAGAGUACUCUUUGAAUGUGGAUAAGGGUGAUUUAGUGCUCACGUUUACUCCCUCUAGUGGUUCAUUUGCGUUUGUGAAUGCUAUUGAGGUUAUCUCUGUUCCGGAUACAUUGAUCACUGGUACGCCUAAGUUUAUAGGCAGCCCUGCGCAGAGUUCGGAUAUAUCUUUGCUAGCUCUUGAAACUAUUCAUAGAGUGAACAUGGGCGGUCCGCUUGUAUCGGCUAACAACGAUACUCUUACGAGGACUUGGGUGCCUGACUCGAGUUUUCUGCUUGAGAAGAACUUAGCUAAGACUGUGUCUAAGGUUGCAACUGUUAACUUUGUUAAAGGUUACGCUACAGAGGAUUCUGCACCAAGAAUUGUCUAUGGUAGUUGCACUUCGAUGAAUUCCGCGGAUAACCCGAGUAGCAUUUUCAAUGUCACAUGGGAGUUCGAUGUUGAGCCGGGUUUUCAGUACUAUUUCCGCUUCCACUUCUGCGAUAUCCUUAGUGUGUCUCUAAACCAGCUAUAUUUCAAUCUGUAUGUUGACUCAAUGACUGCUGCUACAGAUAUUGAUCCCAGCAUUUUUGUGGAUAACACACUGGCUGGAGCAUACUUCAUGGAUUUUGUUACGCAGUCGCCGAAGGGUACUAAUAAAGUCCGUGUGAGCAUUGGUCCGUCAGCUAUUCACACAGAUUAUCCAAACGCUAUUGUGAACGGACUGGAGAUCAUGAAGAUGAAUAACUCUAAAGGUCAGCUAAGUACCGGACCAGCUGUACCCGGUAGUAGUUCAAGCACUAAGCAGAGUAAUGUUGGGAUGAUUGUAGGUUCAACCAUUGGUUCGUUGCUCGCGUUAGUCUUCAUGGGAUGUUGCUUUGUGUUGUAUAAGAAGCGGAAACGUGGCCAAGAUGGUCAUUCAAAGACUUGGAUGCCGUUUUCAGUAAACGGAAUUUCGGCUACAAUGGGAAGCAAAUACUCCAACGGAACUACUCUUACAAGUAUAACUACCAAUGCCAAUUACCGUAUUCCCUUUGCUGCGGUUAAAGACGCAACAAAUAACUUUGAUGAGAGCCGCAACAUCGGGGUGGGUGGUUUUGGUAAAGUCUACAAAGGAGAGCUUAAUGAUGGCACGAAGGUAGCUGUGAAAAGAGGAAACCCGAAAUCUCAGCAAGGGCUUGCGGAAUUCAGGACAGAAAUCGAGAUGUUAUCGCAGUUUCGUCAUCGCCAUUUGGUUUCUCUGAUCGGUUAUUGUGACGAGAACAAUGAAAUGAUACUGAUAUACGAGUAUAUGGAGAAUGGAACUGUAAAGGGUCAUCUUUAUGGCUCAGGUAAUCCUAGCUUAACGUGGAAACAACGGCUUGAGAUCUGCAUUGGCGCGGCUAGAGGAUUGCAUUACCUCCACACGGGUGACUCUAAACCGGUCAUUCACAGAGACGUGAAAUCUGCAAACAUAUUGCUCGAUGAGAACUUCAUGGCUAAAGUUGCAGACUUUGGACUGUCCAAGACUGGACCCGAGCUUGAUCAGACUCAUGUAAGUACUGCUGUGAAAGGAAGUUUCGGGUAUCUUGACCCUGAGUACUUCAGAAGGCAACAGCUCACUGACAAAUCCGAUGUUUACUCCUUCGGGGUUGUUCUCUUCGAGGUUCUUUGUGCUAGACCUGUUAUAGACCCAACACUUCCAAGAGAGAUGGUGAAUCUUGCUGAAUGGGCAAUGAAGUGGCAGAAGAAAGGGCAACUAGAUCAAAUCAUUGAUCAGUCUCUUCGCGGUAAUAUCAGACCAGAUUCGUUAAGGAAAUUUGCAGAAACAGGCGAGAAAUGUUUGGCGGAUUAUGGAGUCGAUAGACCAUCUAUGGGAGAUGUGUUGUGGAAUCUUGAAUACGCUCUGCAGCUUCAAGAAGCAGUCAUUGAUGGCGAACCAGAAGAUAACAGCACGAAUAUGAUUGGUGAAUUACCUCCACAGAUCAACAACUUCAGUCAGGGAGACACAAGUGUUAACGUUCCUGGCACAGCGGGGCGAUUCGAGGAAUCGAGCAUUGACGAUCUCUCUGGGGUUUCAAUGAGUAAAGUAUUCUCUCAACUGGUGAAAUCCGAGGGAAGAUAGUGAGAGAUUUGGCAAUGUAGUGUGAUUCUUACAGAAGCAGAAGCAUGUAACCAGGAAAUGCAUCAGGUUUUUUCAGAUAGGAUCUUUUGUCUCUGCUCAACCUGUUUCUUCUGCAGAUCUUCAUCAGUUAUGAUACAAAUACUUUUGAAACGUUUCCUCUGUUUUUUUCAUUUUUCUUCCUCACUCAGUCACUCCCUUAUCCUGAGUUUGUAUUUUAUUGAUGUUCAUUUGAAGUUGUCUAAUAUUUGUUUGUUCUUUUUAUUCUAUGGAUGUAUAACACACUCUUGUUGUUUCAUUCAACUGUACUGUAAGUUUAGAAGUCAAAAUCUAGUUCUGUCCUGUUC